CGUCAUAAUUUCUUCCCCGUUUUAGACCAAAACAGCAGCAGCGAGCUCGCAGUUUUCGGUCAGUGGAGGACGAGUUUUAAUAUCUUCAAAUCGAAGCACCCGCUGGACGGUCCUCCUUAAUAGUUCCGGUUAAAUCGAACGGAAGAUGGUCGUUACCAAGGAUGUUUACUUGCCGACGGAGGAAGAGCUCACCGUGCCGGAGGUGAACCUUUCCGGACCAGCCCUCCGUGCUGGAGCCUUCCAUUUGGGCAAGGCUUGCGAGGCCGAGAAUAAUGAAUUCAUGCUGUGCCGCAGUGAGCUCGGUGAUCCGCGUGCCUGCAUCAACGAAGGCAAAGCCGUCACCAACUGUGCCCUCGAGUUCUUCAGGAAGGUGAAAAAAUCCUGUGCCGGUGAGUUCACCCAGUACGCCAACUGUCUGGACAAGAGCAGCGGGGAUCUGAACUUCCGAUACUGUCGCAAAACGCAAUCCGUGUACGAUAAAUGCGUGCUGGAUAACUUGAACAUCGAGCGCCCGCACUAUGGGUACUUCACCCGAGCUAAGGUUCACGAAACGGAUCGCCCGGCACCGCCGAAGAAGGAGAAGACCGUUUAUCCCGAUGCUACCCCGGGACUGCCGGACGAUUAUCCCCGACCGGAAGCGAAGUACGGUUCCCGGUUCCAUUGGUUGAACUAGAAAAUUGCGGCAUCUCCCGUCGAACUUGAAUUGGAAGUGUAAUUUGUGUAGAAAUUUUGUUUGAUCACUUGGAAUAUUAGAGGAAUCAUAAAGCCUGAAAA
This is a messenger RNA of Uranotaenia lowii, 774 nucleotides long. It is a transcript of the gene ND-19, whose product is annotated as NADH dehydrogenase [ubiquinone] 1 alpha subcomplex subunit 8. Gene Ontology annotation, biological process: mitochondrial electron transport, NADH to ubiquinone. The record is from RefSeq and is a predicted model, not a curated record. NCBI's taxonomy places the organism in Eukaryota, Metazoa, Arthropoda, Insecta, Diptera, Culicidae. Bases 146 to 673 code for a protein of 175 amino acids. The transcript is spliced from 4 exons.